UCCCAGCGCCUAUAUAGUCGCGAUCGGAUGCUCCUGAGAUCGCGGCGAUGCCAAAAGAAGUCAGAACCCGUCCCCCACCUCCCGCACCACUCAUGAUCCCCGACCUACCCGCCACCGCCCCAGGAAACCCCAAUCCACCCACCGCCGGGGACCACCCUCCCGUCGCCGCCCUCGACCCCAAGGCGCCGCCGCCCCGGCCCGAGGUGUCGCCGCCCCGCCAAUCCCGGGCGCCGCCACCCUGGAAACCCCGUUCAGAAAUCACCGCCUCCUACCGUGACGCCGACGCCGGCCUCCUCCUGCAGCGCCACCGCCGGGCCCUCCUGCCGCAGCGCCGCCACCGAACCGACCACGCGCGCUGCCGCCUGCAGGACCGGAUCCUCGUCACCACGCGCGUGGAUCCCGGCCAGGGCCGUUCGCUGCCGCCCAGCCCCCAGCGACAUCGUGCACCGCUGUCCUCCCUCCAGAGUGUUGCCACUAUCCGGCCUCGAACUUCUACCAGCAGAGUGCCGCACCGACCUUGGAUGAUGAGCUCCCGGAUCCCGCUGUUGUAGCCGUCCCAUUGCCCCUGCGCGGCAUGAACGUCGUUCCCCAAGACAGCUUCGACUUCCUCUCUCCAGAAGGUGACGCUGCAGCAACACACAUUGAUUUCUCACCUGUCAAAAGAAAAGAAUAAGCAAGCACGGGAAGAAGGCAGGAAAAUGUAAUUCCGAGCUUCAGGAAAAAAAAAGUUAUUGAGUGCGGCACGGGAGUUAGCUAGUCUGUCUCUAAUGGCAGUACGUAGAAGUAUACAGAUUCCAACUUUCUGUGAACAUCAAAGGAUCUGCAGUGUUUAUGUGAUGGCUGAUGCUUUCUCAGAACUACUCUUUCAGAAAGAAAUGGCGCGUUGAGAGAAAAGCAAAGUGCAGAGAAGGCAAAUGGUGUGUUGAGAGGAAAGCAAAGUGCAGAGAAUGUUCCAAGAACAGAGCUGCAUGUUCUUCAGUUUCCAUCUUUGUGCUCACAUCACAAGAGCUCAGAUAAAGAAAACAGAGAAAAUCAACACUGCAGAUCUUUGUAUGUACAAAGAAUCAUUCCAGAAAGUACAUGUUAAAAAAAAGCCUCGGUUGUAGUUAUA
Molecule: messenger RNA, 1111 nt
Organism: Triticum aestivum (bread wheat)
Lineage: Eukaryota; Viridiplantae; Streptophyta; Magnoliopsida; Poales; Poaceae
Product: neural Wiskott-Aldrich syndrome protein
Exons: 2
Coding region: 48-551 (167 amino acids)
Source: RefSeq, a predicted model, not a curated record